Messenger RNA from Sclerotinia borealis F-4128, 1029 nucleotides. The record is from the annotation of a GenBank genome assembly. NCBI's taxonomy places the organism in Eukaryota, Fungi, Ascomycota, Leotiomycetes, Helotiales, Sclerotiniaceae.
AUGGGUCUUUUCCCCAAUCGAAAACGACAAACUGCUUCAGCAGGAGUAUUUACCCCCGAAGGACGAACCACCGAUAAGAGUUCCGAUCGAACAUUAACACCCGGUCACGAAAACCCCAAUCAUGUUCCUGGAGCUACCUUUGAUAUCAAGAGAGCGACUCAAGCUCGUAAGACCGCUAUCUACAUAUCCAGUUUUCUUUACUUGAUAUCUUUCAUAUUUCUAAUUCUGACCAUAAUCGGCAAUACACACGACCGCUCCGUCCUCCGCCAGACAUGGUUUUUCCGACUCGACCUAACCAACAUCAUCCCCGAAUCCGUCGGCACCUCCAUCACCCUAACCAAUUCACUCGCGCGCUCCCUCGGUCUCCACGACUUCUACCAAGUAGGCCUCUGGAAUUUCUGCGAAGGGUAUAAUUCCGACGGCAUCACAUCCUGUUCUCCACCCAAGAACCUCUACUGGUUCAACCCCGUCGAGAUACUCCUCAAUGAACUACUAUCCGGGGCUACGGUCGCGCUGCCCGCGGACAUCAAUAAGAUCUUAAGUUUGAUUCGUAUUGCUAGUCACAUCAUGUUUGGAUUCUUCAUCACAGGAACCAUCAUGAAUUUUCUCAACAUCUUCCUCUCACCCGUGGUUCUCUACUCGCGUUGGAUAUCCGGCGCCUACGCCAUCUGGACAUUUAUCUCAGCGCUGCUCACUACGGCCGCAACCAUCAUUGCCACAAUCAUGUUCAUCAUUUUCCGCAACGUGAUAACAUCUCAAGCAGGCCUGAACAUCGGCGCGAAAAUCGGCACCCAAAUGUUUGCAUUCAUGUGGAUUGGAUCCAGCUGUUCGAUUAUCGCUUGGGUUAUUCAUGUGGGGAUGUGUUGUUGUGGUGCGUCGAGGAGAGAUGUCAAGAGUGGGAGGAGGCCCGGUAGUAAGAAGGCGUAUGCUAGUGGUGUGGUGCCGGUCCCGGAUGAGAAGAAUGGAGGGGCGAAAAAGAGGAAUUUGCCUAUGUUUAAGAGGACGAGAGGAGCGGGGGACCUGGUAUAA